AUGCCCGUUGGACACCGUGGUCCAACGUCAUGGCAUGGGCAAGCUCGGAUCCAAGGGCACGAGUCGGAGUCCAUUUACCAUCUGCUGCUCAGAGUUGAUGUUUCCCUGGAUGAAUCCGAGAGCAACGGACACAAAAGGCCAGCCUCAGCCCUUUACGAUAGACUUAAUGUGUCGUUUCCUCCUGUGUGUUUCUCUGCGUGUGUGCUGCCAGCAGGGCCGGUCGUCGGCGUUGCGCCCGCCGGCCAGUCCGGCUGCGCGGCUGGAGGCGGCCUGCGGAGGGAGAGGACAGCCUUCAGCAGCGGCCAGCUGCUGGAGCUGGAGAAGGAGUUCCACUUCAGCCCCUACCUCUCCCGAACACGCAGGCUGGACAUGGCGACCGGCCUGCGGCUCACCGACCGCCAGAUCAAGAUCUGGUUCCAGAACCGCAGGAUGAGGUUCAAGAAGGAGCGCAAGGACCUAGGGGCCGCCGGUGGGGGCCCGCGCUGGGCCACGCGCACAGGCCCUACCCUCGGCGUGGCCCCCUCGGGUUCAGCCCACCUGGCCUUUUCAGACGCUCAAGUUAUCAGGGCAUUGUCGUCGUCGUCCUCGCCGCUGCCGCCUCAGUGUCUGGAUUAUGAUCAGAGCGCUCCGACGCUGCUGGAUGCGCACAGCGAUGCCAUCAACAGCUAUUACGGUCCCGUUAACCCUGCAGACUUGCCGCCUCUCGACGGCCUGGCGCCAUCUGUUGCAGACGGUUCACAGUUGUACCCUGUAGAUAGCAGCCAUCACGGGGACCAGAGACGGGGCCCAGGGCCAAGCCAUUUACCAGCCUCCAUUUACUCACAUCCAAUUCUUCUGGAUCCCUCUUCCCUUACCUACAUGUGACCAGGAGAUGUAACGUUGACUUUGUUACAUGAAAUUCCAUCCUAUAACAUUUACAGUAUGAAUAUUAAGGUUGCACUAUGAUCACUUGUAAGCAUUAGUAAUUGUGUUUUUAAUUUGUAAUGACUGACAGUGAAAGCUCACUAUUUAGCUCUACUUGGUGGUUACACGUAUUUAGCUUUUCUUCACAUUGAACAAAACAACCCUUCCAGAUUUUACAGUUUCCUACUUUUGUAAGGUAAUUUGUGUGGUGGAAUAUGGUUGCAUGGUACAAGUUGACUCUGGGUCUAAUUCUGGGGGUAAUGUGUGCCGUAGUCAUGUGUUGCGUUUUUAGCUGUUUACAAGAUCUACGCACACUGUUUUGUUCAAAUUACAAUUCUGUAUUUACCUUCUCUAAAAAAUAUCAUAUUAUUAUUCCAAUGUGGCAGGUCAUGAAUGUGUUUAUGAUUAGAAUGUAUUUAUUGUUUUACUGACAUUUGAGAGAUUUAAGAUUGUGGAUCUAGAAAUAGAAAAAAAUAGAUAGUCAUAGAUCUAGAUACCAGCAAAUACAUAUGAAUGCUCCGGGCAUUUGCCUGUUAACUAUGGUGUUGUUUAACCUUUACUUUUUAUAUUGUUUAUGUCUUCAGUCAAUAUUUGACUCCGCCAUGUCCACACUAUGAAUGUUUACAUUUGAAAACGUAUAUCCACUAAAACAGGGGAAAACAAGUACAUUCUGUCAUGCAUUUGAGCAUUUUUAUACUUGGGCAUUAUGGAAAAUUAAUAAUGGCUAAUUUGUGUAAGAAUUUUUAACAUCAGAUAAGCAUAUUUGUAGUGAAUCAUAUAAGACAUUAAAUAUUCAGUGCUGGAUUGUGUUCUGGAUAGAUGAGAUGUCAUGUCUGCGUUUAAUAAAUGUGUUUGGAGAAAGCAAAA
This is a messenger RNA of Gadus macrocephalus (Pacific cod), 1770 nucleotides long. RefSeq names its product homeobox protein HOX3-like. The transcript is spliced from 2 exons. Bases 1 to 864 code for a protein of 287 amino acids. The record is from RefSeq and is a predicted model, not a curated record. Lineage: Eukaryota; Metazoa; Chordata; Actinopteri; Gadiformes; Gadidae. Gene Ontology annotation, molecular function: RNA polymerase II cis-regulatory region sequence-specific DNA binding; DNA-binding transcription factor activity, RNA polymerase II-specific. Gene Ontology annotation, biological process: regulation of transcription by RNA polymerase II. Gene Ontology annotation, cellular component: nucleus.